Sphaeramia orbicularis (orbiculate cardinalfish) is the source of this 6043-nucleotide messenger RNA. RefSeq names its product palladin, cytoskeletal associated protein (gene palld). Bases 93 to 4502 code for a protein of 1469 amino acids. The transcript has 22 exons. Lineage: Eukaryota; Metazoa; Chordata; Actinopteri; Kurtiformes; Apogonidae. Gene Ontology annotation, molecular function: protein kinase activity. The record is from RefSeq and is a predicted model, not a curated record.
CUUCAUUUUGGCUCCUUUUUACUUAAUAAACAAAGCAAACCUGGAAACACAAAACCAGGAGAGAUCAUUUGGACAAAUAAUUCACCUGAAGGAUGCAGGACGGGAGUUGGAAUCAGCCACUCCCCAUCUCCCUGCUGAUGAAGGACCCAGCAGGGGGAAACUUGGAGGGCGAUGGCGGGGUGUUCUCUGAGGCUUCCUCUGAUGGGGAGCUCUACCUGGACUCCACAACAGAGCUGGGUUCGGCAGAUUUUGCAGAUCUUACUUCUUUCUUGAGUGCAGAAGAGAUUAAUCUUAGCCUAGAUCUGGCCCGGGAGGCCUUUGGUGAUACAUCUGAUGAUCCAGGUCGCCCUAAUCCUUCAUCCCAGGAGCAGGCUCUCCCAGUUGUCCCCUCUGUCCCAGUGCCCACCCAGACUAUUGAAAACCUCAACACAAGCCCAUACUUGCAAAACCAGACCAAAGCUCCUUGUCCUGAUGACAAUGCCACAGUCAAAGCUUCGUCCGGCCACAAUGCCCCCCUUAGGAAACCUGUCCAGGUAUCCAGUGAGGCUCAAGCGUCUGCUGAGAAGAUUGUACGUCACAAACACAUGCAGCCAGUAUAUAAGCAGGAUAAACCCAGGCUGGUCCAUGAAGGCCUGGAGCUUAAUGAUCGGGCAGCGUCAGCCACAGAGUUCUGUAGCCGAGCAGCCACUUUCAUUGAAGAGCUGUCAUCCAUCUUCAAAGGCUCUGCUCAUCUGGAGCAGCAGGUGGAGGAGGACUCAUCCUCUCCUGAUAGUGGUUAUCUGUCUCCUAGAAGCCAGCGGCCAGCCCCUCAGGGCUCAGCUUCUGCUCCCUCUCUGCCUCCUGCCCCACAAGAGGCAACCCACUACAGUCAGCCAGCAGUGGGCCCUCAGCCUGGAGGUCUAGAGGGGGUGAUGGGGUCUGCAAGGUACCAACAUUCAGGAGCUCCGACCACAAUGGGACCCCUUUCCCUUCCACGAUUCCUCCAGAAGCUGAAGAGUCAGGAGGUGGCAGAAGGGACGCCCAUUCGUCUGGAGUGUAGAGUCAUAGGAAACCCACUGCCACUCGUCAGGUGGUUCUGCGAAGGCCGUGAGCUGCACAGUUCUCCUGACAUCCAGAUCUGGAGGGAUGGUGACCUGCACACUCUGGUGAUCGCUGAAGCCUUUGAGGACGACACCGGCCGCUACACCUGCGUGGCCUCCAACAGCCUCGGAGCAGAUAAUACAUCUGCAGAGGUUUACAUUGAAGGAGCUUCAUCAUCAGAUUCAGACGGAGAAGGAGGAGUGUCAAAGUCCAAAUCAGGAGCCAUGCCUCAAGUUCAGAAGAAGACUACAUCAAUGUCCCUGACAAUACGAUCAUCAUCACCCAAAACCCCUGAGGUCCUUCCUCAUCGUUCCACUCUGGUCCAGUCUUUAUCUCAGCCCCCACAGCGGGUGCAGAGUCCUGUGUCAUCACUGUACGGUGCUGAUGUGUCAGGUCCCCCUGUGUUCACCAAGAUGUUGCAGGACGCUCUGGCAUCGGACGGCCAGGUGGUGGUCCUGGAGUGCAGGGUCCGUGGCAGUCCCCCUCUGCAGGUCCGAUGGUACCGACAGGGAGAGGAGAUCCUCGACUCCCCAGAUUUUCGUAUUCUCCAAAAAAAACCCCGAUCUGCAGCUGAAUCAGAGGAGAUCUGCACACUAGUGAUAGCCGAGGCCUUUCCAGAGGAUGGAGGUCUGUUCUCCUGCACGGCGUCUAAUCCCUAUGGCUCUGUCAACUGUUCAGCCCAACUCACUGUCACUGCAGCAGCUGAAGAUUCAUCCAGUAAUGGCAUGUCUGGUGAUAGCUCAGGGUUUGAGGAUGCGGCAGCCUUCCCUCCUCCUCCCCCACCCACAGAGAUCAGCCUCCUGGAGCUGCCACCCAAGAUGCUGCCUCAGCCCAGCGCUGAUGCUGUCCAUACCAAGGAGCUGGAGAUCUGGCCCAGCGUGUCUGCCCUGCCUCCGGUUCAGAUUCAGGGCUCAGAGGUGGAGGACAAGGGGAAGGGAUCUGUCCAGAACGGUCAACCUCUGAGUCCACCAUCACCUCCAAUGAUGCCUAAAGAGACCACGCCACCCCCACCACCACCUCCUCCUCCUCCUCCACCUCUACCACUGUCUGAGCCUGCUACAGAUUUCCCAGUCAAAGCACAGAGUCCAGCCCAGGCGGCACCAGACUCACCUCCGACCCCAGGCAAGCUGUCUCCAUCCCCUGGGAGGGACGCUCUUCCACUGCCCAUCAAGCCUAAACCAAAGCUGAACGCCUCCCAGCUGAAGCAGCUGCACGACCAGGUUCUUCUAGAGCAGCAGGAAGCAGCCAACUGGCACCAACAGCAGCAGGAGGAGCAAAGCCAGGAAGUCCCGCCUCCACCACAGCAACCUCCUCAAGAAGUUCCUCCACCUGCUCCUCCAUCCCCACCUCUCCCCCCUCCUCCCUCCUUCCAGGAGCUGGAGAGCAGUACAGCCAUGCAGGCCAGCACCUUCAACUACGCCCGGCCCAAGCAGUUUAUCGCUGCUCAGAGCCCAGGGGGGGCGGGCUUCAUUACCCAGAAUUCUGGAUCUUCAGGGUCCAGUCUGUCUUCACCCUUGUCUCCUCCCACUUCACACAAGCCCUUCAGCAGGGUCACCAUGCCUCCUUUCACCAAGGCCAGCAGCUUGGAGUCCCCCAGUUCUCCUUCUUUUCCUCCUCCACCUCCGCCAUUCCUCAGCUCCAGUAACCUGUCCUCUCCAUCAGGCCCCGCCCAGGACUUCCCUCCUCCUCCACCUCCUCCGCCUCCACCUGUCUCCAUGUCUCCAGCCCAUUCAGAUAUGUCCUCGCCAUUCUCCUCUGUUCCCCCGUCUCCGGCUUCCAGCUUCUUGUCUUCGGUGUUGCCCUCCACACCCUCCACGCCUUCCACACCCAGCAGUCCUAUAGUCAACGCCCUGGGUCUUCCUAAAGGCAACGGGACUGUCAAAGCGUUCCCCAAAAAGUCCUCGGUCACCAGGACGCCACGCAUGGCCUCUGACUCGGACAUCCAGGGAUCCAAAGAUGCUGUGAUCCAGGACUUGGAGAGGAAACUGCGCUUUAAAGAGGAACGGGUUAGCAAUGGUCAACAGAGGUUAACCUAUGAGGAGAAGAUGGCUCGCAGACUGCUGGGUGCUGACAACGCUGCCACAGUCUUAAACACACAGGAAACAGAGGAGGAGCCAGUCACACAGGAACACAAGUCAUCUGAAUGUUUCCCUCAAAAGGAAUAUAAAGUGUCCAGCUUUGAGCAGCGCCUGAUAAGUGAGAUUGAGUUUCGUUUGGAGCGUUCUCCUGUGGAGGAAUCAGACGAUGAUGUGCAGCAUGAUGAGGACUCUGCCGGCCGGGGGGUGGUGCCGUCCUUCGACCAAAAGCUCAAACACUAUAAAGUCUUUGAGGGGAUGCCAGUCACCUUCUCCUGCAAAGUCAACGGAGACCCCAAACCAAAGGUCUACUGGUUUAAAGAUGGCAAGCAGAUUUCCAAGAGGAGCGAGCACUACAGGAUCAGCCGUGAUCCUGAUGGGACCUGCUCUCUGCACACCGCUGCAGCCUCCCUGGAUGACGACGGCAACUACACCAUCAUGGCAGGAAACCCAGAGGGCAGAGUGAGCUGCACCGGGAGGAUGAUGGUCCAGGCUGUGAACCAGCGAGGCCGAAGCCAACGCUCUGCACCUGGACACAUGCGCAGGCCCAGAUCCAGGUCCAGAGACAGCGGGGAUGAGAACGAUAACAUCCAAGAGCGUCACUUCCGCCCUCAUUUCCUGCAGGCGCCCGGCGACCUCAUAGUUCAGGAGGGUCGACUGUGCCGGAUGGACUGCAAGGUGAGUGGUUUACCCACUCCAGACCUCAUUUGGCAGCUGAACGGACAGACCAUCCGCCCUGACUCCGCCCACAAGAUGCUGGUGAGGGAAAAUGGUGUCCACUCAUUGGUCAUCGAGCCUGUGACGAGCCGCGACGCCGGCAUCUACACCUGCAUCGCCAGCAACCGGGCCGGACAGAACUCCUUUAACCUGGAACUCAUCGUUGCAGCCAAAGAGAUGCACAAGGCUCCAUCAUUUGUGGAGAAGCUGCAGAACACAAGCGUGGCCGAGGGGCAUCCUGUACGCCUGGAGUGUCGCGUCACAGGCGUUCCAUACCCACAGAUCUUCUGGAAAAGAGAGAAUGAGUCGUUCACUCACAACACAGACAGAAUCAGCAUGCACCAGGACAACUGUGGCUAUCUUUGUAUGAUCAUCCAGCCUGCUAUGAAAGAAGACGCCGGCUGGUACACGGUGUCAGCCAAGAACGACGCCGGUAUCAUAUCCAGCACUGCACGCCUCGACGUCCACACUCAAUGGCAGCAGCCCAACCUCCCUAAGCCCAAGAAGGUGCGUCCGUCCACCAGCCGCUACGCCGCACUGACGGAGAGAGGCCUGGACGUGAAGGCCGCCUUCUUCCCCGACUCCAGCCCGCUGCAGCCCGGCGGCCUGAUAGAAAGUGAUGACCUGUAGAGACGGCAGGGAAGCGUGAGGAUCACCACCGCAAAUAAAAAAUAAAUAAUAAAUAAAGCCUGAAAACUGCCCCCCACUCCCAGCACUCCCCUAGAUACUUUGAUGACGACGGGGAGGGGCCGAAUAUAACUUUGUCCACCUGUGGGACUCUGUCAUUGAACUGCAGAACUAAAAGGGCAAAGUGAGCUGGUGCAGCUGUGGCUCUCAUAUGUUUUCUAGUAUGACACCAUCCAUGAUAUAACAGAUUUCAUUAAGUGGUUUCCCAAAGCUUCAUGUUAUUAACUGGACCUGGAAAAUGAUAAUAAGACUGGUCAUAAAUAUGCUCAUAUGGGGACCCUGUUUAACAAAGGGUCGCCUCUUUAAGUGCCUCUCAUGUCUGUAAACAUUAAAACAGGUCUCAAUUUGACGUAUUACUCCGACUAUGCAUGUUCAAGUGGUGCCAUUUGCAAUACACAGACUAAUCUAUAAGUAACCCUCCACUGACUAUUUGUAGAGGCGCCAAUGGCUGAAGAAGAACUGAAGGAUUCAAAGCAUCGUAGCUUUGACGAAGGAGAGAACCCAGACUUUUAUUUUGGGAUUUGUGUAGCACAGUGUAUCUGAUUGUAGUUACAGUAACAUACAGUCUCCAUGUUAUCAGGUCAUACAGUAGUGUAGUGUUGCAGAUAUUGGACAAGGCCGGGCCUUACAAACAGUAUGUUUAGUGUUUUUUCUAAUUUAGACACAGAGGGGGUUUGCGAAAGAGAUCUUACACAUAUAGAUGAGAUGUGUCAGUUUGUUGAACUGGUAGGAAAGACAGAUUUAAGAAACACAUGAGAAAGUGAAGGUGGUCGUCAUCAAAACGGGAAAAAGCAGGUUUCUUGAUGGACAUGAACAUUUGAUAGAGGGAUGUAAGUGAAAGAAAAAGAAUGAGAGCAGCGGAGAAGGCGAAAGCUGUGCAAGUGACAUGAAAAACUCUGGUGAUGGUGGGACAUUUUGGUGACUUUUUUUUCCUUUUUAGUGGUGUGAAUUGAAAUGACACUCAAAAAAGGGUGCUGUGAAAGGUUUCAGUGUAUUCGUCACAUCACCCGUUUUAUUUUUGUAUGAAAAAAAAAAGACAAUUUACUUUCCCGUUAGCCUUAACAUAAGUUAUAGCAGCAACCUGUUCACUGAUAAAACAAUCCUUUCUGUAUCCUGUCAUUUUAUAAAUAUAUGUACUGCCUUAAAUCACUUUUAAGCUUAAUGCAAACACAACUUCUUUGCAUGUUAUUUUAUUUGGACACUUGUACAGUGCCAAACAACUUUUCCCACAGUAUUCCGGGGCAGCAUUACCCUUGUACUGGGGUGAAAAGUGAAAAGCAAAGGUAUAUUUAUAUCUACUAUUUUUGUCACCUCUGUAAUACUAUACAAAGUGGACAUCUUUCUCUCUGUGUCUGUUCAAAGCUUGCAUCAGCUGACAGUUACUGUGUUUGCACAUUUCUAUGCCAAUCGAUGCCUGUAUAUGGAUUGUUCUCCUGAUAUUAUUUUAGGUUAUGAAAGUUAAUAAAAGGCAAACUCUUCAGAGA